Molecule: messenger RNA, 1886 nt
Organism: Lobosporangium transversale
Lineage: Eukaryota; Fungi; Mortierellomycota; Mortierellomycetes; Mortierellales; Mortierellaceae
Exons: 6
Coding region: 121-1857 (578 amino acids)
Cellular component (GO): cytoplasm
Molecular function (GO): protein binding
Source: RefSeq, a predicted model, not a curated record
UAUCUUCGGCUACUUCUGUAACAAAAAUUUGAAGUUCUUGACUGGAAUUCAGGUCAGACAUUAACCAACAAGGUAGUCAGCUUGGGUCACGACUAUCUUCGUCUACACCCACAAUAAAAUAUGGAUGGAAUGUCAGGAUCCAUCGGAUUCAACGGCCGCGCUCACCAGCCCUCCAACAGUCCCAUCCUAGUGCUCGAGCCAGUCAACGACACAUUUGCAUUAAAGUCUCUUGAGCUACCAGAGCACUCCAAAAUCAAAAUUGGUCGUCAGACGGGCGUUACGACAGCACCCCAUCCUUCGAAUGGAUACUUUGAUUCCAAAGUCCUUAGUCGUGUUCACGCAGAGGUUUGGUCAGAGGGUGGCAAGGUAUUUAUUCGAGAUCUCAAGUCAAGUAACGGCACAUUCUUGAAUGGACGAAGACUCUGUUCGGAAAGCACAGAGAGUGAGCCCUUUGAGCUAAACCAGAAUGACAACCUCGAGUUUGGUAUUGACAUCAUGGAUGAAAACGGUGCUCUACUUCACGAGAAGGUGUCUUGCAAGAUCUAUAUUUCUCGAAUGUCAUAUCCUACACCAGGGAGCUCUCCACAAGACUCCCAUGCCAAGAUCAGACCUACCUCGUUAACUGGAUCUAGUAUCAAUCCGAUCAAAACUACUGCAAUUUCAAUGCAAGGCGGACAAAUUGAGAACAUAGACUUGAUCAUUUCAAGACUCCAGAAUGAGCUCACGCGAUCACAAGAAACAUAUACGGACUUAGGGAUGUUGAAGCAUAGCCUAACGGAGCUGGAGAAAGCCAUGACUGUAAAUAACUACGACUCUAAUGUAGCAAAAAAAAAAGAGUCAACAGUUGCUAAUGGUGGAGCGCCCCUAUCUGCUGCCGAUUAUCAAGAGUUAUUAAAGCGAAAGGAUAAGGAGCAUUCAGAGGAAAUUGCGAAAUUGAACAAAGAGUUUGGAGAAACAAAGGCUCAUCUGGAAGCUCAGAAGGAUACGAUGCGUAACAGCAAUGAGAAUGCAAACAAAGCAUUGAUACAAGCUGCAUCUAAAAUGGACCUUGUCAUGGCUCGUAUUAAUAGCAUGGCCCAGGAGCAUAAACAGGAACUUAAGUCAGUAAAGAAGGGGUUUGAAACAGCAUUAUCAGAACUGAAGGCCACGCAUCAAGAAGAAAUUAGCCGCAUAGUUCUAGAAACCAAUCAGGAGAAGGAAGAAUUGAGAAACAGACAUAAGCGGGAGCUUUUAGAGGCCAUUGCUCAAGCUCGGGAGAGUAUUGGUAAUACGUUUGCUGAGGCAAAGGUUCAAAAAGCUCUGGAGCUGGAAUUAAUAUCACUCAAGGAAGAGGUACAGGGCUUGCGGCAGUCUGAAGAAGCUAAAUCUCGAAAGAUCGAGGCGUUGGCCAAGGAGAACAACGCAUUCCUGAAGCAGUUGAAUAACCUUAAAGCAGAGCUUGAUAAGAAGAUGCUACAUGAUGUUAAGGAUAGUAGUAGUAACAGUUCUAUCUCAGCACCUUUAUCGACCACUCCAGAUAGUAAUACUAAUGGUACUAUCCCUAUGCAUCCAGCAGCAUCGACAAAAUUAAUCAGUAGUGCAGUAGACGGCGGAACCGUACAAUCUGGAGAUGGAAUAGAGCCUUCGAAACAUUCUUUAACAGCUCUUAUUACUAAUUGCCCGUAUGCUCAUGGUGACAACGAGUCCAAAUAUGUGUUUUCAUGGUCGCAAUUCGUCUUCCCCAUAGCGAAGAGGAACCAGCCAGCACUGCAUCAGCCUUCGACAGUACUCUUAUCCAGUGGAUUCAUGCUCGUUAGUCUUGGGGUGUAUGUGCUAUGGUACAAGGCUUGGACGAUUUCAGGAUGUAUUAGCUCCUAAUGAAAGUAAUGGAGGUAGUUGUAGUAGUA